AUGGUUGCCCAAGGUACAUCCGCUACCACACUCGAAGGAAACGUUAUCGCAGGUUUCAACAGCAAACUGAACGCAAAGAGAACGUCGUUCCAGACUUCUCAUAGCGGUGUCGAGACCUAUCUGUAUGACAGUUAUUCUGGGUUCUCAAAGAUCCUGGAUAACCCCACGGCUUAUGGAUUCCGAGACAACAGCACGUAUGGUGACGGGGCGGAUAUAUUCUGGGGAAAUAAUUAUCACCCGUCAAGUUACGCACAUAAGUACUUUGCGCAAGACGUUGCGAAGGUGUUGGCGAAUACUGUGUGGUAA
Messenger RNA from Marasmius oreades (fairy-ring Marasmius), 306 nucleotides. RefSeq lists its product as uncharacterized. NCBI's taxonomy places the organism in Eukaryota, Fungi, Basidiomycota, Agaricomycetes, Agaricales, Marasmiaceae. The transcript has 2 exons. The record is from RefSeq and is a predicted model, not a curated record. Bases 1 to 306 code for a protein of 101 amino acids.